Nyctereutes procyonoides (raccoon dog) is the source of this 6786-nucleotide messenger RNA. RefSeq names its product protein-L-isoaspartate (D-aspartate) O-methyltransferase domain containing 1 (gene PCMTD1). Gene Ontology annotation, biological process: protein modification process. Gene Ontology annotation, cellular component: cytoplasm. Bases 3503 to 4573 code for a protein of 356 amino acids. NCBI's taxonomy places the organism in Eukaryota, Metazoa, Chordata, Mammalia, Carnivora, Canidae. The record is from RefSeq and is a predicted model, not a curated record. Gene Ontology annotation, molecular function: protein-L-isoaspartate (D-aspartate) O-methyltransferase activity. The transcript has 7 exons.
GAGAGAGAGAGAGAGAGGCAGAGACACAGGCAGAGGGAGAAGCAGGCUCCAUGUAGGGAGCCCAACGUAGGACUCAAUCCCAGGUCUCCAGGAUCACACCGUGAGCUGAAGGCAGCGCCACCUGGGCUGCCCUUGAAGCUCCAGUUCUGCAUCACCAGCCUCAUUAUCUUUCCUAAGCUUCAGACUUGCCUUUUGUUGUUCUCCUUGAUAAACUUUGUAAGUAACGGUCGUUUUGUAACCUGUAACCUUGAAUCCGUAGGUUCAGAAUUAAACUGUUUCUUCUCCAAACUUAAUUCUUCAGUCAUUUCUUUGUUUAUAUUAAUGAUCUUAACAUUUUCUUAGUCAUCUAGUCUUAAAAUCAAAGGUCACCUUUGAUUCAUCACUUUCCUUUUUCUCAGAAAUUCUUUGUCAUUGUGUUGCAUUAUGGUUCAGGAAUCAAGUUCUCCUGCUGCUUUUCCAUUUUCCUAGCAACAAAAAAACUUUUAAUCCCUUUGUCUCAAUUGCCAUUAAUAAGAGACAUCCCUAAUCUCUAGGUUUUGCCAUUCAUCAUGCAUACUGCUGUCAAAUUAAUUGAGCUAAAGGCAGUUCUUCUUUUUUUUCUUUUUUACCUAAAGGCAGUUCUGAUCAUAUUUUCCCAGCGUGACCGAAGCAAACAGAACAAAAAAACACUUACUGAAAUAUCUUAUGUCAGCCUUUGUGCUAAAUGCUUUGUUCUCAUUUGGUCCUCAUAAGUUUUAUGUUGUAGAUACUACUUUCCCAGUCUACAGAUGAAGAAAUUGAUAUUUUAUGAGCCUGGAGGGUUGCUAGUAGGUAGAAGAGCUGGAAUUCUGAGUUCUUGACCACCAUGCCUCCACUGAGUGACUCCUGAUCAACUCUAGAAUGAAGUUCGUAUUCCUCGGUAUUGCCUUUCAAAAUUAAUUAUUUGGCCUCUGUGCUCUUUUUUAAAUUUGGUUCUUGUUUUAUUCAAACUUGUGUUUACAUUCUUUCUAGAUGUAAACUUUUGGUUUCUUCUGCAUCUCCACUUGUAAUUUUCUCCCUUUCCUAUCUCUGCCUUCUGAAGUCCUUCAAAUAAAAGGCUAGUUCAUAUACUGUGUUUCCCUAGAGCCCCCUCUUCUCUAUCUUCACAGUGAUUAAAGUCUACUCUUACUUGUGCAGUUACUUCUUGAUAACAUUUUAUUCUGAAAUUGUUUUUGAGUACUCUAACAGUUGUAAUUGAAUUAUAAAAUGCCUGAAAGGAGAAACCAUGUCUUAUUGUGGUUAUCUCCCACCGAAUGCUCAUAUGUGUGAACAAAUAGGAAAAUGAUUUCUAGUCAGCUGCUCCUUUCAUGGCAUUUAAGUAGUAGUUGAUUUUAGUUGCUAGAUGACACAUACAGUAGUUCACUGUAGUUUUUAAUUGUGUAUAUAUGUAACAAAACCAGAUUGUCUUGUAGGCUAUCUAAUGAGUUUUUUAUUUUCAGAUUGAUUACUGGGUAAUGCUUUUUUCCCCUAUAUUCACAUGUCUGUGUUAUUGUAUAUAAAACUCUUAAGGUUAAUGAUUUGGUGUGUGAAUUCUUUUCCAUGUUGUUGAAUUAGACACAUUUUCAAAUGAACUGCAAUGUUAUAAUUCUUUGGCCUCAGUUUCUUCUAUACUUAUAUGGAUAUGAAAGGUAGAAUAAAACUUUCCCUAUACUGCAGUGUCAUUUUCUGCUUUAUGGUGAUACCAGGAAUCUCCAGCUAUGUGAUUAGCUGAAAUGCCCUCACACAGAUUACACAUAACUCUUUGCUUCCUAAAGAAUUCAUGUGAAAUUUCAGACUAUUUGGAUCCAUCAAGGUUAAUGGUUAUCAUGUAGAGUUUUAUGAUUUUGUAUUUCUCUUAUGUCUGUCUUUGUGUCCCAUAUGUGUUAGAGUGUAACAACUUAAGUAAUUAUUGCUUUAUUAAAUAAAAAUGCUUGCUGUUAGAAAUUGAUAAGGUAAGAUAUUUUGGUGAUGCUGUUGGGGCAGUCAUUGGGGUUUCUUUUGGAAUGCUAAAUGUAUGAUUAUAAAGAAGUGAGGUUGAUUUUCAAGGACAUCAAUUUGUUGUUCUGCCUGCUCUCAACUUUGAAGUAUUAACAGCAUCACAAAUACUCUAAAGAUAAAAGUUUUAAGCAAGUUUAAAAUCAUUGAUUUUAAAAUUAGGUAAUAUAGUCACAUGGUUCAAAUUUUAAACAUAGAAAAAUUUUAUAAAUUGGAAAUGUCUCCCCAUCAGCCUCCUACUUUCCCUACUAGGAGGUAGCCAUUCAUCUCUGGAAUGAUAUAAAAGAAACUAUUAAUUUACUGUAUGCAAGUAAAUAUGAAUACUCUUUUUCUUUCUGCUUACAUAAAGAUAAGGCACACUGCACACAGUUUUUCACUUGCAUUUUGCACUUAAUUUAUCACUAAUAUUCCAUGUUACAUGGUAGUAAAAAGAUUCAUUCUUUAAAUUAUUUUUGCAGCCUCAAAGUGUUUGCUAUAUAUAGCGUACAUAUGUAGAUUGUAUAUAUAAUAAUUUAACUGUAUUUUCUAUUGGUGGGUGUUUAGAUGAUUUUCAGUUUUUUUUACUGUUCUAUCACAGCAACACUUUGAGGGAAGAGAAAUAAAAAGUAGCAACUCUUUCCCUGUAGCAGAAAAUAAAGCUUGAAUCUGAAAUGGUUAUAUUUUCUGGCCUGGUGAUUAAUAGAUAAGUUAAUGGAGAAUCAUGCAAAAAUGCUUGCUGGAAUUCAUAGCUGACUAUUGAAUUGGAGGGGUAGGGAUGGCAGUGCUGAUGGGUAGCUUCUUUCAUGACCAGUUGUUUGCUAUGGGCAAAGGUCAGCCCUGGAUGUGUUUAGAAAUUUGCUUCUGAGAACUGGUUCUUGAUAUCUGUCUGGAAACUGGCCUCUGGGAAUGUGGCCUCUAAUAAUAUAUUUAAUAUAAUAAAGCUGUUCAGGGGAUGAACUAAAUUUGUUGUAUCAUCUCAAAGGAAAUAUCAUGGCCUACAAUGCACUAUAUUUUAUGUGGUCAUUAAUUUUUUAUUGUAUUAUUAUAUGUUCAAAGAUAAGAUUUGAAUACUGAAAUGCAUUUCCUUCUUCAGCAAGUCCCCCUCCACAUCUGUUCCUCAGGGGUUGCUUGGGUAAUGGUUUUUUAAUAGUGUGGUGUGAAUCCUUUCAGACUUUUACAUAUAAACAGAAAUAACAUAUUCAUGCCUUUUAGGAUUGUCAUUGGGGAUUCUGGUAAGGAUGAUGAAAGUCUGAAUUGAAUGGAAUAACAAGUGAAUAAAAUGAUCACCAAAUACAAGCAUUUACCUGCAGGACAGUCUGUUUUUAAAAGGAUGCUGCUCCCUCUUGAGGCCAAUCUGGAAUCAUACUGCAUUAAAGUUUGAGAAUUUUGAAUCUGCUACAAAUCUUGGAUUAAUUUAUUUUUGGAAAUCAAGUGCAAUAUUAAAGGGAAAACAAACCACACUACAUUAUUGGAAGCCAUUUCUGCUAAUUUUAUUACAUUUUAAAAUUUAUGAUUUGAUUUGAAUUCUAUCAUGGGAGGAGCUGUGAGUGCUGGGGAAGAUAAUGAUGACUUAAUUGAUAACUUAAAAGAAGCUCAGUAUAUCCGCACUGAAAGAGUGGAGCAAGCCUUCAGAGCGAUUGAUCGCGGAGAUUACUAUUUGGAAGGCUACCGAGACAAUGCUUACAAAGACUUAGCCUGGAAGCAUGGGAACAUACACUUGUCAGCACCUUGCAUUUAUUCUGAAGUUAUGGAAGCAUUGAAACUUCAACCAGGAUUGUCUUUUCUUAACCUGGGAAGUGGAACCGGAUAUUUAAGUACAAUGGUGGGCUUAAUUUUAGGUCCUUUUGGAAUAAAUCAUGGGAUUGAGCUUCAUUCAGAUGUGGUGGAAUAUGCCAAGGAAAAAUUGGAGAGCUUCAUCAAAAAUAGUGAUAGCUUUGAUAAAUUUGAGUUCUGUGAACCUGCAUUUGUGGUGGGUAAUUGCCUCCAGAUAGCAUCUGACAGUCAUCAGUAUGAUCGAAUUUAUUGUGGGGCUGGUGUCCAGAAAGACCAUGAAAACUACAUGAAAAUAUUACUGAAAGUUGGAGGCAUUCUAGUCAUGCCUAUAGAAGAUCAGUUAACACAAAUUAUGCGAACUGGACAAAACACUUGGGAAAGUAAAAACAUCCUUGCUGUUUCAUUUGCUCCACUUGUACAACCAAGUAAGAAUGAUAAUGGCAAACCAGAUUCUGUAGGACUCCCCCCCUGUGCUGUCAGGAAUCUACAGGACUUGGCUCGUAUUUAUAUUCGACGUACACUUAGAAAUUUCAUAAAUGAUGAGAUGCAGGCCAAGGGGAUUCCUCAGAGGGCUCCACCCAAAAGAAAAAGAAAGAGGGUUAAACAGAGAAUUAAUACUUACGUAUUUGUGGGUAAUCAGCUUAUUCCUCAGCCUCUAGACAGUGAGGAGGAUGAAAAAAUGGAAGAAGAUAAAGAAGAGGAAGAGAAAGAUCACAGUGAAGCCAUGAAGCCCGAGGAGCCACCUCAGAAUUUACUGAGAGAAAAAAUCAUGAAACUUCCCCUCCCUGAAUCUUUAAAGGCUUACUUGACAUAUUUUAGAGAAAAAUAACUUAGAUCAAGAAGAAAGAAUGCCUACUGAUAAUUCCUUUGGUCUUGAAAAUGUAGCAUUUGUUAGGAGUUAAAAGAGAAUUCUUUCAUCAGUGCGAAUUAUAGUGAUAAAAGUAUAAUUUGUUUUGUCUUAGUAAUAAAAAUGAUGUAUUCAGUAAAUAAAAAGAAUCCCUUUUAUAAAAUAUAUUUUUCUUUAAAUCUUGGAAAAAAAUGCUGUUUUAACUCAGAGUGACUUCAAGAGUGGAAUGCAACAAUACUCAAGAUUUGUGUACUGUAAAUCCUUUUCUGGUUCCUUACAGAUUUGUAGUGCUGAGGCUUACAUUUAAUUUUGUAUAAGGUUAAAUAAUUAUUAAGCAUAUACUGAUUUUUGAAUUGCAGUUGUUUGCAUUUCCUCUAUGAAACCUUUCUUUUCUAAUCAGGAAAUCAAAUGCCGUAUAGACCACUGACCUUACUUUGUUGCAAUCACUAUUGCUGAGUCGCUGUAGUAUUCCGGGCAAUACAUGAGUGCAAUAACAAUACAGAUACUGAAUAAUUUAGCUUUAAAAAAAAAAAAAAACAAAAAAAAACAACGUUUCGUGAAAUUCAACAGCACUGCUACUUUUGCUUUUGAAUCUAUUGCCAAAAGAUAUGGGAAACUAUCUGCUUCUCUCAUAGAGAUUUUAAGAGCACAUCAAGUGAGUAUUAAAUAAAAAGUAUAUACCUAAUACAGUUCUUAAUUUGUGUGGACCCUUUACAUUUUCAGUAUUUAAAAAUAAUGAGGUUAUCUUAACUUGCUGGAGUUUUAGAAGAUAGUAUAUUUAGGUUUGGUUUUUCUAUUAUCCGCUGUGCUUUAUACAGUAUUUGGUUUAAAAAAGAAAACCCAUUGUUCUGUAUGACUGUUGACAGUGCAAACAGGGAGUAAAUGUGGGUAAUGGCCUCUUUCUUAGGUUGUGCUCAGAGGCAGGACCAGAGCAGAUUUGGUCAGCAGGUGCACUUUAGCAAAUGGAACUCCUAGUUCAUUUGAAUAUUUGUCUUUGACAAGGUAGGACUGAGCUAGCCUACAUUUGCUUCGAAUUCAUCUUUGUAGUGUAUGAGAUAUUCACAGGAAUUGUAUGUAGAUGCCUUUUGCUUUGAAAAUUGCGUUCAGAAUCAUAAGUUUAACCUUUGGGACCUAUGUUGUGCUCAUUUAACUUCUCGUGUGUGGGGGGGUUUGUUUUGUUUUUUGCUAAAAUUAUAAUGAUUUUCACUUUUUUCUUAAUACCACAUAAACUAUCCAUCAUUUGACUGUUAUAGCUUAUCAGUGAUAAAAGAGGUAGUAAAUGCCAUUUUUGGUUUCUUUCCUUCCUACUGGGGCCUGAAAACAGUCAUUCCUUGUUAAGAAAGUGUCACAUGGAUCAUGUAUUUUUUAAAAGGAAAAAUUUGAGAGUAUCACUACCACCAGCAUCACUAUUUCAGUAGUUGAUCAAAUACAUUUAAGGAAACCCAGUUGAUGUAUAGUAAAAGGAUUAUUAUCUCUUGAAAGAUUUAACUAUUAGUAAGACACAGAUGGUUUCAAAAAUCUCAAAUCUGGUAAUUCUACAUAUUUAAUUAAAAUAAGUGUCUGAAAUAUUCUAAGGAUGAAUUCUCCCAAGUAAAUUAGACUAUUUUAGUAAUGGGAAAUAUAAUUUCAUGGAAGAAGGUAUUUGUUUUAUACCAGUGACUUGGGGCUACAUGUAUCUCCACAUUUUUUUUAGAUGAUUACUAAGCUCUUACUAUAAAGGAAUAUCCCAUCUCAUUUCUAUCAAGGAAAAAAUAGUUUUAUACAAUUGUCAUGUUAGGAAUAUUCAUUUUAUUUUAAAUUGUUAGUUUUAGAAGCUUAAUAUCAAGUUCCUGGUACCCACAUAUUUUUAUCUAGUAUCUAUGUAUUUUUAUCCAGCACCCUUCCUUUGGCUGCCCUCUACACACUUUGUUGAUUUUGGAGCUAGUGUUCAGUUAUGUAAACAUAAAUAUUCUUAAAUGAUGAUUUUACUAUUCAAAAGAGAGUUUUUGUCAAGGACAUAUUUGAAGAUUGAUUUGUUCAAAUGGUCUUUUAUUUUGUUGACCUUAGCAAAGUGUACAGUAGAUUUCCAUUAUCAUUACAUAUUUUUUGUCAUUGAAAUGUAUCAUUUGUGUUUUUAAAUGCAUUCAUUCAUUUUACAGUUGUGACUUUAUCAUUGAUUUUAAAUAAAGAAGUAGAAAUAAAAAAUGAAAAUUCAA